CUGUUUCAGAAUGAACACUAUUAUCUUUUUCUUGCAAUUGUUAGUGCGACACUUUGUCAUCCAAGCGGUGAAGAUGGCCGUGGCGGAAAAGGUGGUCCAGGAGGUCGUGGACCACCACCGCCACCACCUCCGCCUUUCCUCGAAAAUGUCAGCGAAGAAGCUAGAGAGGAGUUCUUCGCCAUCUUGUCUAACGAAGAUGAGACGAUUACCGAACAGAAAAAGGACAUUUUGAUCUGGGCGCAGAAGUACGGAAUUGAGGCUCAAGUUCAAGAGUUCAACACCAACAUGACCAAGCUCAAGGAUGAGCUCAAGAAGAAUGUAACAGAACUUAUUAGCGCCCUGCCAGCGGCACUAGGAAAAGAUCUCAGCCGUAAUGGAGAACAAAGACCAGACGAGACUCGAGAUGAGGGAAGCUAUCAAAGCUUUGAAGGCGGAAGAUCCUAA
Molecule: messenger RNA, 444 nt
Organism: Cooperia oncophora
Lineage: Eukaryota; Metazoa; Nematoda; Chromadorea; Rhabditida; Trichostrongylidae
Source: the annotation of a GenBank genome assembly